AUGGCCCUUCAGCCUUCUCAGAGCUCGUGGACAACGCCCCUCUACACUGCGGACGAGGACCAGCAACCGAACCAGGCUGGAGGCGGGGAGAGGGUGAAGAGUUGUGGUGGUGACACAUCUGACAGCGAGGAAGACCCGGUCCGCAGUCUUUUCUCUGAUGAUGAUGAUGACAAUGCCGCUGAUCUGGACUCCCCGGAUCCCGAAAUCGUUAUCGGCCUGGACGAGGCGCCCUCCUUCAAAAGACAAAAAGGUUACGGAGAAGAGCGUACUGCAUAA
Molecule: messenger RNA, 276 nt
Organism: Paracoccidioides lutzii Pb01
Exons: 1
Coding region: 1-276 (91 amino acids)
Source: RefSeq, a predicted model, not a curated record